Messenger RNA from Aedes albopictus (Asian tiger mosquito), 756 nucleotides. RefSeq lists its product as uncharacterized. Lineage: Eukaryota; Metazoa; Arthropoda; Insecta; Diptera; Culicidae. The transcript has a single exon. The record is from RefSeq and is a predicted model, not a curated record. The coding region runs from base 1 to 756 and encodes 251 amino acids.
AUGGCGAACCCACAGCCAGCCGCCACCGCCGCCGUAGCUGUGAAAUUGCCCGAUUUCUGGAAAUCGGAUCCCACUAUGUGGUUCGCCCAGGCCGAGGCGCAAUUCGCGUUGGCCGGCGUAACACAAGACGAGACCAAAUUUCACCACAUCGUUGCCAAAAUUGAUCAGUCGGUGAUCUGUCAUGUCGCGGAUCUCGUCAAGCAGCCACCAGCCAACGAUAAAUACGACGCAAUCAAAACACGAUUGGUCGCACGUUUCGAGCUAUCGCCGCAGUCGAAAUUGGAAAAAUUGUUGGGAGCUUGCGAUCUGGGCGAUUUGCGGCCUACCCACCUGCUGGCUAAGAUGCAGGAGCUGGCAUCCGGGCUAAACGUCGACGAGGCAUUUUUGAAAAUGCUUUUCAUCCAGCGACUGCCAGCGAACAUCCGGCCAGUUUUGAGUAUUAACGACGGUAGCCUGGCCAAAAUCGCCGAGAUGGGGGACAAAAUGGUCGACCUAGUCCCACACGUCGCCGAGGUAAAAGCAAACGCUGCAGCUGCACCGGAAGAGCCGUUCUCCCAAGAAAAUCUUGCGGCACAAAUCGCUGCCCUGACCGCUGAAAUUCGCCGUCUAAAAUCUGGACCGGAAAGAACGCGCUCUCGUUCGGUAUCCCGUCGCCGGAGUGACAACGGAAGUGGCAUCUGCUGGUACCACCGAAAGUACGGUGGCCAAGCUGAGCGGUGCCGUAGUCCAUGUAAGUACCAACAGCCAAAAAACUAG